AAUAAAACUAAAACAAUUUUUUUUCGAGUACACACCAGAGUCCAGAGAUAAAAAUGAAGUGUGAUGUUAUUCCCGUCGAAGAUUAUGAUCUAUUGGAGCUGGCCCAGAUAGAAAUGGGCUUUGAAAGGAUCCCGGAGGAGCAAAUCGAAGAUGAAUCUGUUUUAGAUUUGGAUUAUAUAGAUGAGAAUCAGGACCAUACAUAUUCGGGGAAUGAAGAGGAUUAUUCAGAGCAGCAGGAUCCUGAUGGGCUUUCGGAAGACAAUAGGGACAGCGAAUCGCAGGACACACAGAAUGAUACGCUAGAUAUGGUGAUGGAUCAAAAGUCUGCAGUCGCCUUAUGCAAGUUUAUUAACCGCAACUUGGAUCUAUUCACCAACAAGAUUGUCUUGGACGUAGGCUGCUGCUGCGGCAUCCUCAGUCAGUAUUGCAUCCAGGCUGGGGCUGCGCUGGUCAUUGCCACGGGCAAUGAGAGUGCUGCUGCAUAUGUAUUGGUGAAUGCCACCGCUCAUGGAUAUGGCAAUGUGUUCGUGCCGAUGAAGGGUCCCAUUUCCGAGAUCGAGCUGCCCUUUGGCCUGACUCAUGUUGAUGUUAUAGUCUCCGAGUGGAUUGGACAUUCGGUCUUCGUGGGCUCGCGGUUCAAGGAUGUUCUCUAUGCCCGGGACAAGUGGCUGGUAAAGGGCGGCCUAAUCUUUCCGAAUAUUGGAAAGCUUUAUAUUACCGGCCUUUAUGAUAAUCCUAUCAAGUACACGGAAGGUUAUCAGGACGACACAAUAGAAGACGACCAGGACAAUCGCACUCACUCUGCUGAUGCAGACAAUAAUUCCGAUUGGGAAGACGAUGAAGAAGACGAUAGGCCAUUGCCAACUUUAUUAGAUGCUCAUGUAGGCCCGGUGGAUGUCAUCAGCGAGAAGUUUCUCCUUAAGUCUGUCGAUCUCUACACGGCCCAGGAGGACGAGGAUUGCUUCAAUACGCCCUUCAAACUGCGGAUUCUGGAGGACGGGAUACUCAUAGCUUUUGCACUGCACUCCGAGAUUUGGGUGUCCGUGCCCAACCAGAGGGCUAAGCGAUUGUUCUCCACUGGGCCCAUGCACCCAGUAACCUAUCUGAAGCAGACGGUUUUGAUACUGGAGAGACAACGUACUGUUGUGAAGGAUAAGCUACUGAAAGGUGUUUUCGGCAUAUACCACAAUCAAAUGCGACGUCGCGGCGUAGAGUUCUCCCUGGGGCUAAAAGGGGGCGACUUUGAUCCAGACUUAGAGCCCAAGUCAGAUUCACGCACAGAAGAGUACGAUUUUUAUUCAGGGAUUGACUCCUUGGGAUUAUUGUUCGGCGAGGAGCCAAUGGCAGAACCAAAUUUUGAAGUUGAUCUCGACUCUGGGGCAGAGUCGCACACAGUGCCAGAGUUUUAGCGAGCACAAGAGUCAGGGACAGGGUAAUACAUGUAUUAGUUUUAGACACACAGUUUUGUUUAACAAAUAAAGGGAUUCGAAUGCAAUGUU
Molecule: messenger RNA, 1499 nt
Organism: Drosophila persimilis
Lineage: Eukaryota; Metazoa; Arthropoda; Insecta; Diptera; Drosophilidae
Gene: Art9
Product: protein arginine N-methyltransferase 1-B
Exons: 3
Coding region: 54-1409 (451 amino acids)
Biological process (GO): peptidyl-arginine methylation
Cellular component (GO): nucleus
Molecular function (GO): protein-arginine N-methyltransferase activity
Source: RefSeq, a predicted model, not a curated record